This is a messenger RNA of Yamadazyma tenuis ATCC 10573, 2627 nucleotides long. NCBI's taxonomy places the organism in Eukaryota, Fungi, Ascomycota, Pichiomycetes, Serinales, Debaryomycetaceae. The record is from RefSeq and is a predicted model, not a curated record.
UCAACUGCUACAGAUUGAAUCCGAUGGAAUACUUGACCGUCACGGCGGUCAGAAGAAACUUGGCUGGAGAUGUGACUAAUAUCAUCAGAGUCCACCAAUUCUUGGAAAAAUGGGGUUUAAUCAAUUACCAGAUAGAUCCUAGAACCAAGCCCACUGUGGUUGGGCCCCAGUACACUGGUCAUUUCCAGAUCACUUUGGACACCCCGAAAGGAUUGGUGCCUUUCAUCCAUGAAAACUUAACUAUCAGUAAUAGUCUGACCUCUGAAGAUGUGGAAAUGAAACCCGAAGCAGAAGACCCUCAAUCCCCUCCCUCGUCUGUGGACUCUGAACCGAUUGAUCUCAAAACCAUUCCUUUGAACUUGGAAGUGAGACCUAAUGUUUAUAAUGACACAAAAGAUAACUUCAAAGAUAACACCAACCAAUACGUCUGCAGUGUGACUGGAAAGGAUAUCAACGAAGUUAGAUAUUAUAACUUGAAGAGUAAAGGGCUUCCAAACAACCAAAGUUCAACCACAAACAAUGCUACAACCAUUUCCGAAGAAUGUUUUGAACAGGGAUUAUUCCCAUCCAACUUCCAGUCUUCCAACUUCGUGAAACUCACAAAGGAAAGGGACUCGGAAAACUGGAGUGAGCAGGAAGUGUUAUUGUUGCUUGAAGGUAUUGAAAUGCACGGUUCUUAUGAUCUUAUCAACAAUGCCAGUGCCAACCAAAUUAACACCAACUCCAACGGACAAUGGAUCAAAAUCAGUGAUCACGUGGGAACCAAGACCAAAGAACAGUGUAUCUUAAAGUUCAUACAGUUACCAAUUGAGGAUACAUAUUUGAACAAGUUAAUUGACAAGAAAGCUGAUGUCAAGGUGGACAAAGAAUACUUAAUACAAGAGAUUGCCAAUAAAGUAAUUGAAGCGAAUGAGGGAUCUUCAAUCUUGCAAAGGAACUCUAAGGCUAAGAUCAAUGACAUUAACAGCGAUGAAUCAAACUUGAUCAAACAAGUAUCAGAAUUGACUUUAGAGAAGGUAUCCAUCAAGUUGGCCAACUUACAAGCUUUGGAAAAUAACUUGAUUAAAAUCGAAAGCAAGUUGAACUUGGAAAGAAAACAAGUGGCUAUUGAAAGAUGGUUGCAGUAUGAAAAGAUUCUUAAAUUCAAGCAAUCCAAUACUAAUACCGAAUUGUCAGCUUUGUUGGAUGAUUUGUUAUCCCCCGUUAGUUUACACGAAAUCGAUUCUACCACUAAUAAGAAGACUGAUGAAACUGACAGUGCUCUUGAAGCUGCCAAUAAGUCUGCCGAUAAAGACUUGCCAAUAAGUGUGGUGAAUCCAAAAACAUACCAAUUCUGGUCCGGUUAAAGCAAAGUAUCAAGUAUAUUUAUGUAAUUGUAUAGUAUAGAGAAACAGAUAUACGCAUUAAGUGUUCUAAUUACUUGUUGGAUGACUUUUUAGCGGAUGAAGAUGAAGCUUUUGUGGUCUUGCUACUCAAAGACUGUACUUCUUCUUCGGCUUCUUUCUUAACAGUUGGUUCGUCUUUCACCAAAGCUACCUUCAAUAAUUCAUUCUCCUUCAAAACAGCUUUAACCAACGUCUGCAAUUCGGACAAUUGGUUAUAGAUUUCAUAAUACUCCCAUUUGAUACCUAAUCUGUUAGCAUCGAGAACAGGCUUAGACACUUCAUCGAUAUCCUUAGAAAAUUUGGUCAUAUCAAUAUUGAACUCAGGAUCCUCAGCCUCUGCACUUCUCUGCUUAGCUAAGGAUUCGUACACUUGAGCAUUGCUAUUUUGAAGACUUUCCCAUUCACUUCCAUCAGUGUCAGUGUACCCAUCAGUCAAAUCCCAUUCAGUGUCUAUUUCAUUUGCAUCGUCAGGUAACCCUUUGAAUCUGUUGUAGUGAACUCUUCUGGCAUUGGCCAAUUCGUCGACGGUGAUAUAGGUCAAAAUUGGAGAGUAGAUCACCAAUUGGAUAAAGUAGUGGAUUGUUUGCAUGUACUUGGUAGGUACAACCCAUGAAAGUGGAGUUAACACGAUUUCAAUCAAGUUCAACGGAGGAACGUACAACUCUUGAUCGGGAGCACGAAUGUAUCUCAAAGUCUUUUGGGCUACCAAGGCAAAGUAUUCAUCGGUGGCAUUCUCCACAAUGUUACUGUAUGCGGUGGAGUAUAAAGCAAUAAGAAUGUUCAUCAAAAUAACCGUUAACACGAAUGUGUAUGCGUAAUACAAGAUAGAUGCAUAUGGGGGGACAAGCUUUGCCACAUCGUCGAAACUAGAACCUCCAAUAACCGCUUUGAUCAAAAAUAAAAAGAUUGCUUUGGUGGCUUCACUUUUACCGUCUGAAGCGUCCAACCCCAAGAAUCCCUGCAAGAACCCAAGAAUAAUGAUGAUCAACAAAACAAAGAAAAUAAGCGAUUCCUUCAUCAUCGUCUUGAUAACCACAAUCAUGGCCCCCACAAACUUCUGAGCAUCCAAGUAUAACAAUAAUCUCGACCACAUCAAAGGAGACACCAACGACAAAACUCUGAAAGAGAUUUCAUCAUACUGCUCCUUCAAAGGACUCUUGUUAGCCAAACUAGCAAACCGGAACCCAACUGCGAUGACCACCAUCGAAUACAUCAGGUCGUUGAACACGUUCCAGAAUCCCA